AUGAGCUCAACAAACUGCAGAUUCUACGAAAACAAGUACCCAGAAGUGGACGAAGUCGUCAUGGUCAACGUUCAAGAAAUUGCUGAAAUGGGUGCAUAUGUUAAACUUUUAGAAUAUGACAAUAUUGAAGGUAUGGUUUUGUUGUCAGAAUUAUCUAGAAGACGUAUUCGUUCCAUUCAGAAAUUGAUUAGAGUUGGUAAAAACGAAGUUGCGGUUGUAUUGAGAGUCGAUAAGGAGAAAGGUUAUAUCGAUUUGUCAAAGAGAAGAGUAUCGGCUGAAGAUAUUGUCAAAUGUGACGAAAGAUACAACAAAAGUAAAGCAGUACAUUCAAUCUUGAGACAUUGUGCUGAGAAAUUCAAUAUACCAUUGGAAAAAUUGUACGAAACUAUAGGUUGGCCAUUAAGUAGGAAAUAUGGACAUGCAUACGAUGCUUUUAAAUUUUCCAUCACUGACCCAACUAUUUUUGAAGGCAUUGAAGCACCCUCCGAAGGUGUAUUGGAAGAAUUGAAAUUGUACAUAUCCAGAAGAUUGACCCCACAAGCAAUCAAUAUAAGAGCAGAUGUUGAAGUAUCGUGUUUUGGUUACGAAGGAAUAGACGCAAUCAAACUGGCUUUAAAAGCGGCAGAAUCUGUUUCCACUGAACAAAUGCAAGUCAAGGCCAAAUUGGUUGCUGCUCCGUUAUAUUUCCUUUCUGUACAAUCGUUGGAUAAAAAUCAGGGUGUACGUCUUUUGGAAGCCGCUAUUGAAAAAAUUAAUUUAAUUAUAGAGUCAAAUGGUGGUGUUUGUAAAGUUAACAUGGCCCCUAAAGCAGUCACUGCUACUGAAGAUGCAGAACUUGAACGUUUGUUGGAGAGUAAAGAAGCUGAAAACAAAGACGAAUCAGAUGAAGAGGAUGACGAAUAA
Messenger RNA from Lodderomyces parapsilosis, 903 nucleotides. RefSeq names its product translation initiation factor eIF2 subunit alpha (gene SUI2). The transcript has a single exon. Gene Ontology annotation, cellular component: eukaryotic translation initiation factor 2 complex; multi-eIF complex; eukaryotic 48S preinitiation complex. Bases 1 to 903 code for a protein of 300 amino acids. NCBI's taxonomy places the organism in Eukaryota, Fungi, Ascomycota, Pichiomycetes, Serinales, Debaryomycetaceae. The record is from RefSeq and is a predicted model, not a curated record. Gene Ontology annotation, molecular function: translation initiation factor activity; ribosome binding; RNA binding.